GGUUGCCAUGGUGACGCGGCGGGGCCGCCAUGGAGGAGGUGACGGGCGGCCGGUACCGCGGGGACAGCGUGCGCGGCAGGAUGGAGGGGCUGGGCUGCUACACGCUGUCGACCGGCACCGAAUACCGGGGCAGGCUGAGGGACGGGAUGUUUGACGGGGAGGGAGAGCUGCUUUUCCCCAACGGAGGCAGAUACCGGGCGGUUUGGCACCGCGGGGUGCCCUCGCAGGGGGAAUACACUUUUGCAGAUGGUCUCGAAUACAAAGAUAAAAAAUGGCAUUACUGUGACGGCUACGACAGGAGAUUUUACACAGAAAUCUGCUCUGGUCUGAAACCAGCAGGCAUUUCCCAGCUUACAAAUCUGGAUCCUCCCAGAAAGAUCCCAGAAGGAUGUUACGACUGUGGGGAUGGAUUCUAUAAUCCUGAAACCAGAGUUAUCACUGACUACAAACUCAGGUUUCUGAGAAAUGCAGAUGAUGAAGAGCACGAGUGGAUCGUUCGGACCUGCCGGAAAGCUUGGGAUGAAACAGCUGAACAUAAACCAAAGCCAUGAGAACAGUUUGUGUUAGACAAUAAUACUCCAAAGCAGGUAAUCUGAUUCAAAAUAAAUCUAAUUUGUCCUCCUGCAUUUGUCUCACUCCUUCCCUCUACAGGAAUAUAAUCUUUUUGUCAUCUUUGUCAGCACAAACAAAAUGGAAAUAAUCAUUUAAUCAGUCAUGCUGAGAAAAAGCCAGGGAAGAAAAGCAGACUGUACUCACAGUAAUCUUCCUGAGAGGUGUGCAGAGCAGUGCAUGUACACGUUAUUAAGCCUGAAAACAAUUUGUUAAAAAGAGUGCCUCAGAUUCGGUGUUGAAGUCAUUCAAAUCCAUCUUAAUCAACAUUAUUUUCCCAGAUUUUAGUUAGCUGUCCUGGUGAAUUCCUUUCCUCUCUUUUUGC
Molecule: messenger RNA, 934 nt
Organism: Apus apus (common swift)
Lineage: Eukaryota; Metazoa; Chordata; Aves; Apodiformes; Apodidae
Gene: MORN5
Product: MORN repeat containing 5
Exons: 5
Coding region: 30-551 (173 amino acids)
Source: RefSeq, a predicted model, not a curated record